AUGAGUGUUAGGAACCUCCGGGCCAUGUUCGAGAACAAAACUCAGGAUAGUCCGCCCGAGCGAGGGCGAUCACCUGCCGGCACCGAGUCGCCUCGUCCCCUUUCCAAGGUCCGCACAAGCUUCGUGGCAAUCGAGAAGGACGGCCGCAUAGGCCUACAACAACGGAACCCAAGCGAGGCCUCGGCAUCCAGUAUAUCUGGGAGGAAGCUCAGUGGUGACACCGAAACGACCGAAGCUGCGUCUUCAGUCCAGAUGGACAACACCGGUCCAAAUGUCUCUUCCGCAACUACCAGCCAGCCAGAGCCCGUCAGGGAAGUCGCCGCCCUUGCCGGAAGCGGUCCGCCAAAAGGGCUUGCCGAGUCCCCGCAGAUUAAAGAAGAUCCCCGCGCGAGGAAGUCUGAUUAUGGCAUUCAAGCUCGGAAGAGUCAAGGUGUUGGUGACCAAGAGCCAGCAGCACCAGAGCCAGCGCCAGCGCCAGUGCCAGCAGUCGUGGACGCGAACAAAACAAACAGCGCGAAGGCUGUAGGGACACCGGCAAAAUCCACCCCAGCAGCGUCAGCAGCACCAGCAAGUGAUGAUACGAACAAAACGAAUGGCGCGAAGGCAGUAGGGACACCGGCAAAACCCACACCAGCAACGUCAGCGGGACCGGCAGUACCAGCAGGCGACGACGUGAACAAAACAAACAGCGCCAAGGCUGUAGGGACGCCGGCAAAAUCCACCCCAGCAGCGUCAGCAGCACCAGCAAGUGAUGAUACGAACAAAACAAAUGGCGCGAAGGCUGUGCAGACACCGGUGAAAAGCAUACCAGCAGCGUCGGCAGGACCAGCAAAAGCAGAAGCAGCAGGGGCACCGAGAGCGGCAGAAGCAGCAGGACCAGGACGGCUGGGACGAUCAGCAGGAGCACCGGCACCGGCACCAGCAGCAGUACCAGCGGCGGCGGCACCCUCCAGCAAAGUGACAAGCAAAGAAGCUUUGAAGUCUCCCGACCCAGCACCGCAACCAAAGCCUGCGAGCAAGCCUACCAACACGGCGUCUCACCCGCCAACGACACCAAAGGCUGUGAAGCCAAACACCGAAAAGAAAGCAGCACCGGUCAGCGCCUCUCCUGGGGGCUUCGUCAAGCCCAGGCCCAAGUCACCAACACGCCCUGUCAAGCUACCUCCUAGCCUUACUACCCACACCACUGCCUCUGGAUCCAGGACCAGAACUUCUGGCAGCGCUCCUCCAUCCUCUCACGAGAACUCGGCCCGCUCCGUAAGCCGUUCCAAGGCGCUCGGGAGGUCGUCUUCCGCAGCCAGCAGGCAACGGCCCAGCAUUGGACCUCCACCCAAGUUGCCUGCCAAAGACCACCCGGUCGUGAAGAAGGACGCCAAGGUCGACGAGGGCUUCUUAGCAAGAAUGAUGCGACCCACCCAGUCGAGCGCCUCCAAGGUAAACGAGAAGGUGCCCGUCACCCCUCCGAGAAGACCAGCAGCAGCACCCAAGAAAUCGGCCAGUGCAAAGUCUGCCACAACGAAGAGGCCGGUAUCUAAGACAACUUCUGCGACAACCUCCGCGGCCCCAAGCCCUGAGAGAACCAAGAAGGAAUCUUCUGCGGACAGAGAUAUUGCGACAGUCAUCGAGAAGAUGUCUAUUGCGGAGAAUGUUCAGGAAACCCCCAAGACCCCUGAGCGUGAGGCUACGAUAGCAGAGGAGCUGGAGGAGGAGAAAACAGCUGAACCUUUGGCCAAUGGCGCCCACAAGGAGACAGAGGCAGUCAGCCAGCCAGCAGACAAGGGAGCUGAGCCUGAACAGGAGGAGUGGUGA
Diaporthe citri is the source of this 1809-nucleotide messenger RNA. RefSeq lists its product as uncharacterized. The coding region runs from base 1 to 1809 and encodes 602 amino acids. The transcript has 2 exons. Lineage: Eukaryota; Fungi; Ascomycota; Sordariomycetes; Diaporthales; Diaporthaceae. The record is from RefSeq and is a predicted model, not a curated record.